Amphibalanus amphitrite is the source of this 2522-nucleotide messenger RNA. Its product is annotated as DNA replication factor Cdt1-like. The transcript has 3 exons. NCBI's taxonomy places the organism in Eukaryota, Metazoa, Arthropoda, Thecostraca, Balanomorpha, Balanidae. Gene Ontology annotation, biological process: DNA replication checkpoint signaling; mitotic cell cycle; regulation of DNA-templated DNA replication initiation. Bases 290 to 2257 code for a protein of 655 amino acids. The record is from RefSeq and is a predicted model, not a curated record. Gene Ontology annotation, molecular function: DNA polymerase binding; DNA binding. Gene Ontology annotation, cellular component: nucleus.
UUUUGUUGUUUGUGAGUAUUUUUUUAGUUAUAUCAUUUUGGUUGGAUGCUUAUAUUGAACUAUAAAAUAUAAAGUCAUUUUCUACCUGACAGACCUUUCAGCUUUCGACCGUUCAGCCGGUUUAUAUUGAUAUAGCUUUGCCACCUUUCAGCCCGCUGCUCAUGGCGUUGAUGCUGAUAGGAAAGGAUAGUAGCUUUUCUGUCUCUAGUGUACAGCAAAUAAACCGCAAUUGCCCGAAAGGAGUGAAGUUUUGGGAAGAAGCCAAAAGCAACUAGUUAUUCUAGAAAACAUGUCACAAAAAUCUCUGACUGAAUUCUUCCAUCCAAGAAAGAGGCAGAGACCAGAGACAUUAAAGAAUGAGCCAGCUAAAUCUGUCUUAUCUAAAGGACUAGAUGCGCCUGUGAAAAAGGCAAAGCGAUUGAAGAGGGAUAUUGCUGAACCUAGUUCAGCAGGGAAUGGGGUGCAGUUCCACAUGAGCAAAGAGCAGGUUUUGAAAUCCUUGAAAAGUCAGAGUGAUGUGGAUUCCCACUCAAAGUCACCUGCCAAACAUGCCCAUCUUGUCAGACUCAAAGAAAAACUGACUGAUUUCAAGACUGCCUCUCAGACCCUCAGGGACUUCAAAGCUGGCAGUGAUGCUCUGGGUGCAACAAAAACUGAUUGUGGUGUGUUUUCGGCACAAGAACCAAAAGCUACAAGUGCCUCGAGGCCACACAACUCGACUCAAACAUUUGUGACAGCAAAGAGCGUUCAACGCAACUUGUUUGGAGGAUCAGAUGAUAAGCCUGCACCACAGAAAGAAAAACUCGCUGAUAGUGCACCAAGACCGGGAGUGGCUCCGGGUAUGUCGCCGCAGAAGAUGAAGGAAUCGCUGAUGAAGUGCAACAACAUCGGUCAGCUGAAGGAGCGGCUCGCGGGCUACAAUAACGCUAAGCAGAAGCUGAAGGACUUUCAAGCCGCCAAGGAGACGCUCAGCGCCAAGGAUCAGAUUUCCAAGCCCAAACAGACGCUGGAGUUCGAGAUCACCAGCCCAGUGAAGACCCCCAAGAAGAGUAUCGCCAGUCCAUCCCCUAAGAAGACCCCGGCGUACGAGCGUUUCCAGCACCUUCUGCACGACACGCCCUCGACGCUCUCCCUGCCGUACAAGUACCGUUUCCUCAAGGAGGCGUUCCACUGCCUGGAUACUGUGGCCUCCUUCCUCCACAACAGGAAAGAGAUCAUCACAUUCAAGAAGCUGAAAUCGUCAGUGCAGGAGAUGCUCACCAAGAACUUCACCGAGGCUCAGCUGGCGCAGAUCAAGACGGUGUUUCCGUUUGCCUACAUCUUCAGGCGAGAGAAGAACCUGCCCAACCACAAGGUGACGCCCAACAACAAGAACAAGUGGCAGCUGACGGUGGAGGUCAACACAAACUACGAGUCCGACAUGAAGUCUCCGGCGCCGGCCGCCGAAUCGGUCGGCUCGGCGCCGCGGAGUUCGGUCGAAUACCGCAAACUCACGCCGGGAAUGCUGCUGCAGCGCGGGCGCAUCUUCCACGCGGCGCUGGUGGACCUGGUGCUGCAGCACCACCAGGAGUUUCUGCUGCAGCUGGACCCGCCCUUCACCGUGGAUCCUGCGCGCAUCACCCGCUGGCACCCGCAGUUCCCGCUGGAGGCGGUGCCCGACGUGCCGGCCGCCGAGCUGCCACAACCGCCGGCCGACGAGACGGGCGGCACGGCGCGCGAUGUCCUGGAGCGCGCCCGCCACAUCGUCUCCAAGUACCCCCACCUGCGCGAGACACUGGAGGCGGUGGCCGGCCCGGCGCCGGAGGCGGCCCCGUCCGAGCCCCAGCCCGGCCCCAGCGGCGCCCAGCCGGCCGCACCGCCGGCGGGCGCCGGACGGCUGCCGGCCGGACUGCUGGAGCGGAUCCGCGCGCGCGAGGCGGCACGUCAGCAGCGGCUGAUGACCCGGACCCCGGCCGAGAGCCGGCGGCUGAACAUGCUGGCCCGUCUGCCGCAGCUGGUGCGCAGCCUGCGCGCCACGUUUGUCACGGAGCGGCGCGCCGCGCUGCCGCUGGAGACGGUGAUGACGCGGCUGUCGGACAGCAGCCGCGGCCUUGCCGAGUGUGACGACCUCCGCAAACACGUGGAGCUACUGGCAGAGGAGGCGCCGCAGUUUGUGCAGAUCGUGCAGCUCAAGUUGGGCACCUUCGUGAAGCUGGUGAAGGACGUGGAUGUUAACGCUGUUGUGGCGUCGCUGGAGAAGAAGUUGGAAAAACAGUGAUAUUAUAGGGCUGACUCGUCAGCUGAUCAAGGCAAUGACACAAGCCUUUCGUGGACCAAGCCUUAUGUAGCCCUGGUCCACGUGGACUUUGGUCCGCGUGAUAGCCCGUUGAGCAGGGCUAUCACGCAUCGCAUUUCUCAAUUUAUUACUCUUUUUUUGUCACAUUCAUUUUCGGUGCCUGCCAUGGGUUCACCACACCAUACACGUCACCUACGACUAAUCUGCUAUGAAACCGGCCAUGCUCAAAUACAUCUGUAAUUUCGCA